This is a messenger RNA of Otolemur garnettii (small-eared galago), 957 nucleotides long. Its product is annotated as olfactory receptor 52M1-like. Gene Ontology annotation, molecular function: olfactory receptor activity; G protein-coupled receptor activity. The record is from RefSeq and is a predicted model, not a curated record. The transcript has a single exon. The coding region runs from base 4 to 957 and encodes 317 amino acids. Gene Ontology annotation, cellular component: membrane. NCBI's taxonomy places the organism in Eukaryota, Metazoa, Chordata, Mammalia, Primates, Galagidae. Gene Ontology annotation, biological process: G protein-coupled receptor signaling pathway.
AACAUGUUCACCUCUAACAAUGCCUGCUCUGUGCCUUCCUCCUUCCGGCUCACUGGCAUCCCAGGACUAGAGUCCCUGCACAUCUGGCUCUCCAUCCCCUUUGGCUCCAUGUACCUGGUGGCUGUGAUGGGAAAUGUGACCAUCCUGGUGGUGGUAAAGAUGGAACGUAGCCUGCAUCAGCCCAUGUACUUCUUCCUGUGCAUGCUGGCUGUCAUUGACUUGGUUCUGUCAACCACAACUAUGCCCAAACUUCUGGCCAUAUUCUGGUUUGGUGCUCGCAACAUUGGUGUGGAUGCCUGCUUGGCCCAGAUGUUCUUUAUCCAUUGCUUUGCCACUGUUGAAUCAGGCAUCUUCCUUGCUAUGGCUUUUGAUCGCUAUGUGGCCAUCUGCGACCCACUACACCAUACCCUGGUGCUCACUCAUGCUGUGGUGGGUCGUUUGGGGCUGGCUGCCCUCCUCCGUGGAGUUCUCUACAUUGGACCUCUGCCCCUAAUGAUCCGCCUGAGGCUGCCCCUUUAUCAGACCAAAACCAUUGCCCACUCCUACUGUGAACACAUGGCUGUGGUCACCCUGGCAUGUGGUGACACAAGGAUCAAUGACUUAUAUGGAAUGGGGAUUGGCUUCCUGGUAUUAAUCCUGGAUUCAUUGGCCAUUGCUGCCUCUUAUGUGAUGAUUUUUAGGGCUGUAAUGGGGCUUUCUACCCCUGAAGCCAGGCUUAAAACACUAGGGACAUGUGGUUCUCACAUCUGUGCCAUCCUCAUCUUCUAUAUCCCCAUUGCUGUCUCCUCACUCACUCACCGCUUUGGCCAUGGUGUACCUCCCCACAUCCAUAUUCUUUUGGCCAACCUUUACCUCCUCAUCCCACCCAUCCUCAACCCGGUUGUCUAUGCUGUUCGCACCAGACAGAUCCGCGAGAGACUUCUCUAUAUUUUUAAGGCAGGGGCUCAACACAGGUGA